Messenger RNA from Toxoplasma gondii ME49, 4403 nucleotides. RefSeq names its product HEAT repeat-containing protein. The coding region runs from base 1624 to 3924 and encodes 766 amino acids. The transcript is spliced from 10 exons. Gene Ontology annotation, molecular function: protein phosphatase regulator activity. Gene Ontology annotation, biological process: protein dephosphorylation. Lineage: Eukaryota; Apicomplexa; Conoidasida; Eucoccidiorida; Sarcocystidae. The record is from RefSeq and is a predicted model, not a curated record. Gene Ontology annotation, cellular component: protein phosphatase type 2A complex; cytoplasm.
UUCCCUCGGAAAAUUCCUUUUCUCCGCCGGCUUCUUCGCCGGAACUGCAGAAGAGGCUGUAUUUUGGAAACGCUGCACUUCCGAAAUCCGCCGCGCCUCGCGUUCACAUCGAACUCGCCGAGGCGCUGUGCGAGUUCUCCUCUUCCGUCUGACUCGUGUCUCUUCCAGCCUCGUCGACCGACUCCUCGAAAUCUGGCACCGAGUCCGAUAGACAGCUGAAAACGCUGAACCAUUUGUUCACUUACCGGCCAAGGAGAACGCGCACUGCCUGCUUCUGUCCCUGCCGGGCCUAUCCGGUGAAACUGUCGAAAAAGGGGAUCUCUCUUUCGUUUUAAGAUACCGGAAACAAGGAAAUCUACAUGCUUCGUGGAUCGGUGAGAGCCUUCGCGUUCUCCGGCGUCUUCUCGCUAAACUUGGCAAACAUUCUGCUCCUCGCGGAUCUCCUCGUGUUCCCGCGUUUUCGUCGCCUCUCCCGUCUCUCGCUUUCCUUCCUUCUCCUCUCUUUCUCUUCUCCAUCUCUGCUUCUGCGUUGGCGCCUGCUUCCCCGCCUCAGCAGCUGUCCGGCGAGCGGCGAUCGGCGAGCUUUCGGAUCUGUCUGAGAGGUGUACGUACGCCGUGUCUCUGGAGCUCUCUCGUUUCUCCUUCGAGCUUUUCAACGCACUCAGGAAAGCGAGAAAACUUGUCUCUCUCUGGCCUUGUGCUUUUGCCGGUGCGCCUGUGUUCCCCGUUCGCCUCAGAUAUCUCUUCUCCUGAGGCUCCCCUCCGUCGCUGAGGUUCCUCUUCUUCGCGAGAGCUGGAUUUCGCUGCCUCUGCAUCCACGCCUGUUUUCGAAUGCUCUCAGCGUCUGCUGCGCAGGCGUCUGCCUGCUGCCUGGGAGAACUUUCGUUUUUCUCUCGCUCGGUGCGUCUUAGCCGCGCUCCUGUCUCCCCCUCUCUCUUGCGGUGUCCAUGCACCUAGUGUUGGCCGAGCCGCUUGCUGCCGGGCGCUCUGUUUCGUCGGUGGACUGCGUUUUGGCCGGCAUCCGGUCUUGAGACGGCGGAGGCAGUUGGAGCGGAGAGGCUUUUUCUCUGUGUGGAAACCGGCGCGCCGAAGAGACCGGUUUUCUCACUUCCGCUUCGUUUCCAGAGGAAUGGAGUGUGCCUGUGACGUUUCUCCCGCGUUUCUCCCGCAGUUCGAGUUCUUUCUCAGCCUCGCGUCGCAGACAUGCAGUUUUCCUUCAUUGCUUCUCUUCUCCACGGAGGUGUCUACCCUCUGCUCUCCUCGCGUCAGGGACAACAGGCCGCGUAGCGAAUUUAUUUUUAAAUCGAACGCAUGCGUUCGCUUCUUCGUUUCUUGAUGUUUUCGAACACACAUCCUCGCUUUCGUGGACCGCGCGUCUGUUCCACCAUCUUCUCUCCCUCUUCGUCUCCGUUUUCUGUCUUCCCUUCGUAGCCUUCUCUCGCGCUCCUCAUAUUGUCAUUGGUUUUCUUGUCCGCUGUUCUCUUCCGCUCCUUUCUUCUCUUCCUCCUUGUUCUUCCUAUUCUUUUUCUUUGUUUCGUCUCCUUCCUUCUUCUGGCUUCCUUCCCUUCGUCUCCACCGCUUCUUCUGCGCAAGUUUUACCCCGUUUUCUCUCGCGCUUUCAAGAUGGCGGAACAUCUCUCCUUUCUCGAGGAGGAACUUGUGGGUCUGCCCGACACACCUGCAGCGUUCAAGCCCUCGCAGUCGCAGCAAGUAUCUGCCUUGACGCGGCUGUCGUGGAUCUCCGCAGCAAUGGGCCCUGUGGACACCCGCGUCCUGCUGCUGCCCUUUCUGCAGUCCUACCAGCUGUCGCGUCGCGAGAGCGAUGAAAUUCUCUGUGUGCUCGCCGCGCAGUGGCGGGCAGUGGCGCGGGGAGUUGUGGGCGUUUUGAAGGCGGACGAGGAAGAGCGCGAGCGGCGUUUGAGUCUCCUCGGCAGCGCGGACGCUUCUGCACGCAGAGAUGAGAGCGCGGCGGUCACUCGAGCCUUGGGAGAGAUUGCGGGGGCGCUCGAGCCUCUGGCGGCGAAGGAAGAAAAGUGCAUUCGAGACGAGGCAGUAACGUCUCUGCUGUACCUCCUGCGCUUCUUCCCCGAUUUCCGUUCGCAGCAGGCCUUCGCGCAGCGUUUCCUCCUCCCCAUCGCCUCGCGGCUCCUUCACAGCGACUCGGGACUGUUCUUCUCCAAGUGCAGCGCGGCGAAGCUCGUCCCCGCGCUCUACGCCUACGCGGCGCCAGCUGCAGGGCAGGUGGACGACGGUGUCGAGAAGGAGAAGACCGAGCAGGAGGAGGGGAGAGACCAGCGCCCAGCCGCCAGCAGAGAGGCCAGUGCCCCCGAGGAAAAGCGCGUCGAGAGCGAAGACAGCGAUCUGCGACGCCCCGAGCUCAACCUCGACAGAUCCGAGUUGAGAAGUUUAUUCGAAAAGCUGUUGACGCACGAGGCGCUGCUGGUGCGUCGCGACGCUGCGGUGGAAGUCCCUGCUUUUGUGCGACACUGGCGACGAAUUCGAGACCAGACGCGACAAUCGGCUUGCUCGGAAGAUGCGGCGCAGACGCUCGAGGAAGAUCCGCAGGGUCUGGGAGACUUCUUCUUGCCGACUUUGAAGAAAAUGAUCGCAGACACCAUCGAUUUCCUGCGGGCCGCGGCUGUGGGGUCGUUGCUUCAGUUGGCGCUGCUGUUCCCCUCCGCGAGUUCGCAGACGUUCAGCGCGUCGGCCGUCUUCCCCCUGCUCUCUGCUGCAGUCUCAGAUCCGUCCUGGAGAGUGAGAGCAGUGGUUGCGCGCGGACUCGCGGCGCUGACGGCUGCGUUCCCCUCCCAGUUUGCCUCGCAGUUCUACCCCUGCUUGCAGCCGCUGCUCAGAGACUCGGCGCUCCGCGAUGUGCGACAGGCGGCGAUUCGGGCAGUCGGCGAGAUCGCGGAAGUCCUCCCGGCAGAUGAAGUGAGCGAGUAUCUGGUGCCGCUGGUCCCCCAGCUUCUGCAAGAGAACGCGAUGAGUCCGGCUGCGGCCGCCGCGGGAGUUCUGCCAGUCGUCGCGCCGCCGACUCUCUCCUCGCCGCUCCUCUGCAACUCGCCGCUCCUCGCGCCGGUCCUCGAAGUCGCCUUGCCCGUCGCCAGGGCCGCGGGCGCCGCCAGUGCGCAGACGGUGCUCGCCAGCCUCGCUCUCCUCCUGAACAGCCGCGAAGAGGCUCACGUCCGCAUGACCCUCGCGCAACACGCAGGGGAAUUCUGCGCCUUGGUGGCAACGCAGCGCCCCGCGCCAGACUGUCCGGAGGCCGUGAGGCUCGUGGAAGGACUCUGCAACGCUUUGGGCGCGACGGCCGGCGGCGGGGACUGGACUCUGCGCGUCGAAAUCAUCAAACAAGUCGUCCCCAUCUCAAAAGCUUUCGGCGUCGACUUCUUUUCCAAGCACCUGCAGAGCAUCUUCAUCGAGGCCUUUAGUGACCAUGUGUACGACGUCCGCGAAGCUGCAGUGGAUGCUUGUCCGCCGCUGACGACGGAGUUCGGUGUGCGCUGGGCAGUGGAGAUUCUCCUGCCGCGUCUGCGCCAGGUUUUCUUUGUGGGAGGUUCAGGCAAAGACUCGCGGAGCAACGGCUUAGAUCCGCUUGCCUCGCUCCCUCAGGGCCGGCCGUCGUCGUCUUAUCUCGAACGCAUCGCCGUCCUCCACGCCGUCCCCAAACUUGCCGGAGUCUUCUCCGCUUCGGAGACAGAAAAUCACCUCCUCCCUUUCCUCCUCGCGGCUCUCAAGGAUGAAGUUCCGAACGUCAAAUUCACUGGCGCAGAAGUCGUUCGCGUGAUGCUGAGCUCGAAGACGCUGCCCUCCACGGCUUACACGACGGACGAAAUUAUUCCGGCCUUGAAGUCUCUUGCGAACGACUCUGACGUGGAUGUCCGCUUCUGCUCUCAACUGGCUCUCGCUGCGGCGCGCUCAUAAGUUUACUUCUUGUUUGGUCUUGUUGCCCUUGUUUGUCUCUCCGUUCUCUUCUCUUCCUGAUUUCCUCUCGUUCCGGUCUUUCUCUUGCUUUUCGCUGCCGCUUUCUCCUCUUUACGUUCUGCGACUGGUCUGCUCUCGCGAGGGAGAGGAACCGACGGUGGCUCGGUUCUCGUUUUUGAGUGGAAGCGGAGCGAUUUGAGAGGCGAGGGCAACAGAGGCGACGUCGCGGCCCCGGCUGGGCGACUUUUUACCCGAGGGAGGCGCGAGUGUGCGAAACACAACGCGAUCGAGAAAUCGAGAGCCGGACUUCGUAAAUGCGUCGUUCCUCCAGUGUGUCUUCCCCUUCUUUUCCGGUCGUCUUCCAUCCAGAAACGCCUCUUCAUGUGUGCAUUGAAGAGCAGCGAACUCUUGAAACUUCUCUUCUGUUCUCGCGCGCGGGUCGCGCAUGCGCAGUUCUGUCUGUCUCAGCCGGUCUCGCA